CUGGAGGGGCGUGGCCAGAACUCAGUGGUUUCGCUCGAGCGCUACGCCGCCAAAGCCGCUGUCUUGGAGAAUCGAGUGAGUGACAGCUGUGGUGGUGGCGAACGCGGGUGGAAGGUUAUUGAACUGGGUAACUGCCUUGGCCCCUGGCUUAUUAAACACGAGGGAACUACUCCUUACUGCUCCCAUCAGUAUUUUGUACCAGCAGGUGAGCCAGUACAGAUACGCAGCAUACGUCAACAGACUGCCUGGUUGUUAUUUCUUUACCAUACUGUAUUCCCUCAAAAUAAAGAUGUAACUUCUUAUCAAGCUCCAGAGGUUCAGGAUUAUAGCCCCGUUGAACCACACUGCCUAUCCUAAUCCCAUUAUCUUCUUGAUUUCUACCCAACCAGCUGAUGAACUUGCUUGGCCUCAUGUUACUACAUUUAUUGACAUCAGAGAUGAGGAAUUAUUACUGCACUAGACUGAAAUAAUGAAAUUGCUUCUGUGAAAGUACUUUGAAGUGAGCUACGUCUGAAAACAUUUCAUUUAAGUCUUGUAGGAGCAGAGUUCAUUAAUCACAUGAAUGAAUUACAAGGCUGUCAACAACUGCUACAGAUGACUCUCAAGGCAUUCACAAAAGAUGUCUUCUGUUACUGAAAAUGGAAAUUCUACAACUGAAUCACAAAAUGAAGAAAAAACAUAUAAAAAGACAACGUCUUCGGCGAUAAAGGGAACCAUCCAGCUGGGAAUAGGUUACACAGUAGGAAAUCUCACAUCAAAACCAGACAGAGAUGUACUUAUGCAAGAUUUCUAUGUAGUGGAAAGUGUAUUUUUACCAAGGGAAGGCAGUAACCUCACUCCUGCUCAUCAUUAUCCGGAUUUCAGAUUUAAGACUUAUGCUCCACUGGCAUUUCGUUACUUCAGAGAUCUUUUCGGUAUCAGGGCAGAUAACUACUUGUACUCAAUAUGCAAAGAACCUCUAAUAGAACUUUCCAAUCCCGGUGCUAGUGGGUCCUUAUUCUUUCUAACAAGUGAUGAUGAGUUCAUCAUUAAGACGGUCGAACACAAAGAAGCAGAAUUUCUGCAGAAGCUGCUGCCAGGUUAUUAUAUGAAUUUAAACCAAAAUCCUAGGACUCUGUUACCAAAAUUUUAUGGACUGUACUGCGUCCAUUCUGGAGGCACAAAUAUUAGAAUCGUGGUCAUGAACAAUGUUUUGCCACGUGCUGUGAAAAUGCACUACAUGUAUGAUUUGAAAGGUUCAACUUACAAGCGCAGAGCCUCCAGAAAGGAAAGAGAUAAAACAAGCCCCACCUUCAAAGACCUGGAUUUCAUACAAGACAUGCAAGAAGGACUGUACUUUGAAAAUGAAAUGUACACUGCACUGAUGAAAACACUGCAGAGGGAUUGUCGAGUGCUGGAAAGCUUUAAAAUAAUGGACUACAGCCUUCUUCUUGGGAUACAUGUAUUAGACCAAACCUCAAAGGAGAAGGAUGGAGAGACAUCAGAUGGAAGAAGACACGGAGGACUGAAAGUCCUGUACUCCACUGCAAUGGAAUCAAUCCAGGGCACAGCCGUGGCAUCUGAUACAGAGAAUACAAUGGGAGGUAUACCAGCUAAAACCCAUAAGGGAGAAAGGCUGCUUCUCUUCAUGGGCAUUAUUGAUAUUCUGCAGUCAUACAGGCUAAUGAAGAAGUUGGAGCACUCGUGGAAAGCUCUGGUGUAUGAUGGAGAUGCUGUUUCAGUCCACAGACCUAAUUUCUAUGCUGACAGAUUUUUGAAAUUUAUGAGCACUAAAGUUUUUAAAAAGAUUCAGCCUUUCAGAUCUUCACCUUCAAAGAGAGGACGGAACUCCAUUCCAGUCCCAAAGAGUGCUUCCCAAGAAAUUGUGUUUUCCACAAAUCAGGAACGAUCAGAGGGAAAAAAUGACAGACGAAGUGGGGCUAUGAGCCUUACCAGCCUAAAUCAUGAUGGUUCUUUUCACCACCCAGACCUUCUAACCAGUUCGCCAUCCCUUUUUGAAGCAGAUUCCUUAGCAACGACAAUCUCUUCUUCUUCACUGUACAUUGGUGACCAGUAUCAACAUGAAGACAGCAUACAUUUCUCUAGAAGGGUGGAAUUUCCUUCAAGUUCGACGUUUACAUUAGAAGACAGUGCCAUCUGCCUGAAUUCUGAACAGAGCACUCCAGAAGUAGAGAACGAUGACAGUACAUCUGUGCUGGAUGUGUACUUAGUUCAUCAAAACACAUCUCAAAACUAAUUGGACACAGCCAUUAGAAGCAUAACGUUAGAUUAAUGUGAACCAAAAUGGAACACAGAACACUUUUUGGUGCUCCAGUGUUUACAGUGCUAUGGAAAGAAUGCUGGUGGUGUCACAGUGCGUAAAGAGCUCGGCCACUAAGACCCUUCACAGUCCGUGAUUCAUAUAACAGUGUCACACUUCCAUGUCACUUACAGAGGCCUGUCGAGUUACAGAUGUGCUGCACAUUCCAGCUUUUGUGUACGUGAGCGAUUGCCAAUCAGUUCUGAACUGCAAGCUACUGUCAUUUUUCCCCUUAUACAGUCUCAGAAAUGCAUCUGUGUGUGUACUGACAGUGCAUUUAAAGUAGGAUGUCUUAUUCAGCUUUAGAUUAAUUUAAAUGUGCACAAAUAAUGCGUAAAUAAAAAUCCAAACUAUUUUCUUUCUACAUUCCUUUUCCUCCAGAGUAUUUUCAAAAUGGUUAAUGUGUUCUGUCAUUUCAAGUUUUACAUGAUUUCAUACACCAUUGAUAUGGUUAUCUGCAAACUAUUGUUGCUUGUGAAAUAAAAAGUUUCAGUGUAUUUGAGAUGAAAAGGCUACUUACUAUAUAUGGUAGCUGUACUGCAGUCUUAUGUGUUGUACAUAAAUGUCUGGAUCGUAAGUGAAUAUUCACUACAUCUAAAAAACAAAUUAUAUAAUUUAUUUACUAGUAUGUACACACAUAUAGUUUUAUGAAUGGCAAAAUUAAAAUAUUUUAUUCUCAAAAAGUGUAUAUUUAAAAUUAAAAGUCCACAUGCUCCCUUUGAA
Protopterus annectens (West African lungfish) is the source of this 3022-nucleotide messenger RNA. It is a transcript of the gene PIP5K1B, whose product is annotated as phosphatidylinositol-4-phosphate 5-kinase type 1 beta. Gene Ontology annotation, molecular function: phosphatidylinositol kinase activity. The record is from RefSeq and is a predicted model, not a curated record. NCBI's taxonomy places the organism in Eukaryota, Metazoa, Chordata, Ceratodontiformes, Protopteridae. The transcript is spliced from 20 exons. Bases 620 to 2236 code for a protein of 538 amino acids. Gene Ontology annotation, biological process: phosphatidylinositol metabolic process.